Molecule: messenger RNA, 171 nt
Organism: Acaulospora morrowiae
Lineage: Eukaryota; Fungi; Glomeromycota; Glomeromycetes; Diversisporales; Acaulosporaceae
Source: the annotation of a GenBank genome assembly
GAUCAGAACCCGCAACGCGUCUUCGAAGGAUUAGAACCCGCAACGCUUCUUGGAAGGAUCAGAACUCGUAACGCUUCUUGGAAGGAUCAGAACCCGCAACGCUUCUUGGAAGGAUCAGAACCCGCAACGCUUCUUAGAAGAAUCGGAACCCGCAAGAGUGCCUACGCCUAA